Molecule: messenger RNA, 3403 nt
Organism: Colletotrichum phormii
Lineage: Eukaryota; Fungi; Ascomycota; Sordariomycetes; Glomerellales; Glomerellaceae
Exons: 8
Coding region: 96-3020 (974 amino acids)
Biological process (GO): regulation of DNA-templated transcription
Molecular function (GO): DNA-binding transcription factor activity, RNA polymerase II-specific; oxidoreductase activity, acting on the CH-OH group of donors, NAD or NADP as acceptor; zinc ion binding
Source: RefSeq, a predicted model, not a curated record
GCCUGUAUGAUUUAGCUAAGAUUAUUUCCAUGGACUGCUUGACACGCCAUUGACCAUUGAGACACAAUAUCAACAUAGUCACGUAUCAACUCGACAUGGCUUCAUCAAGUUGGCGAUUGCUGAAAGGCAAAACGGCGUGCAUCACGGGAGGCACAACUGGAAUUGGCCGUGCGAUAACACUCGAAUACUUGAGACACGGCGCCAAUGUGGUAGUCAACCACCUCGGCCUUCCCAGCGACGAAAAACACAGACUCAGCCUCAUCGAAGAAGCGGAAAAGAUCAGAAAAGAUGGUCCCAAAGAUUCACCGACAGGCGAGUUGAUUGAGCUUGCAGGCGAUGUGACAGAUCCGAAUACGGGAAAGGGUCUCGUUGCUGCAGCAGUCAAGAAAUGGGGUGGACUGGAUGUCUUCAUCGCGAACGCCGGGAUUUUCAAGCCAGCUGAGUUUCUCACACUCGAAAAGGAAGUCUUCGAUAAAACGCUACAUGUCAACGUCAAUGGCGCAUUCUACUCGUGCCAGGCUGCGGCAAACCAGAUGGUCAAACAAGGUCGCGGAGGAUCAAUCAUUGGUAUCUCAUCAAUCAGCGCUCUUCAAGGCGGUGGUCUACAGACUCACUACACGCCGACAAAGGCAGCCGUUCUGUCAAUGAUCCAAUCAAUGGCAGUAGCGCUUGCAAAGCACCGCAUCAGAUGCAACGCUCUGCUCCCGGGCACUAUCCAUACACAAUUGGCGGAGGAAGACAUGCAAAACGAGACGAAGCGCAAUUACCUUGAACAACGUAUUCCAAUGGGCGUGGGCAAGCCUCAUGACUUGGCUGGACCGGCGGUUUUCUUGGGUUGUGAGCAACUGAGUGGAUUCAUGACGGGAUCCCAGAUGUUGGUGGAUGGCGGUAUGUACGCUCACUUGCAGUUACCCCGCACGGGAUCAUGCCCCGUGCGCAAUUCUCCAACCAGUCGCGACUCUUCGCAACUCCAAGUGUUCCCUGUCGCUUCCACCUUCCUCAUAGCACGAUACGACACGACACCACCUGUCGUGGCCCAAAAUCCUCUGAUAGUGGCCACACACCAAAUCCAUUUCACAUCUACACAAUACUUUUCAAGCUUCAAUGGCAUAAAUAUCAUCAAGAUGGGCGCUGAUGAUGAGGAAACUCAACGCUACUUCACCCGGGGUCGCCUCAGUCGUGGUCACGGCCUCAGAAAUAGCACCGGCUGUGCAACAUGCCGCCGACGUCAUGUCAAAUGUGACGAGAGAAAACCUAUCUGUGGUGGAUGUGAAAGAACCAAGCACAAUUGUCUCUACACACCAAGGCGACCACCAAACAGGAAACGAUCCGGCCCUGUCGUCUCAGUCACCCCGAACAGUGGUACCCCGAAGUCCACGACUCCGCGAGAGCCUCAAUCACCUCGAUCUCCCAGUCCGCCUGUCAUCUGCGAUGAUGAGCCGGCUCCUCUACCAGCAGUCACACUUGGAGAGACACAUCCACCAAGCACAGCAAGCGCUACCACUAUAGCACCAUCCAAUGACGAAGGCAUAGAUACUUCACAUGAUAUCAGUACUGGCGAUAGACCAGCUUUCGAGCAAGAUUCUCCGGAACAAGUCGAUGCGUUAUGCACAGGCAUCAUACCACGAGGCACAGCACAAACCUCCAGUUCGUUCGGGACAAACCUGGAGAACGCCACGGCCAUUUGGGUCGACCUGCUUCUUCAAGAUGCGGCCAUGCAAGAAAUCGAUUUCACCAAUGUCAACUUUGAAGAAGGCGUCGAUCUCUUUGCAAGCUCGGUCGUACAAUCGCCUGCCGUGGGGCGGGGUCUACCAAAGGCCAGUGGAGAAGGCCUCAGUCCUACGCCAUGCGCGUCCCAUCCCUACUUGCAUGAGAGAUCUCCGACGCUCGACGAAUACCAGUGCCUCGAGAAACAGGCUUGGCGGUCAGCAACACCUCUGCCAAUCCAGUCGCAGGAACAUGUCAUCUUCCAAAACUUUGUGCAACACAUUAGUAGAUGGAUGGACCUAUUUGAGCCUAGACGGCCUUUUGGCACGCUUGUUCCUCAACUCGCAAUGCACAAUGUUGGGCUACUCAAUGCCGUCCUCGCCCUAUCUUCACGUCACCUCUCUCUAAGCACAUACCCAGCCGGCACACAGACUCGAGACCCAAACGAUGCCCUACGAUACUACUACAAGACCCUUCACUACAUCCAAGAGGCUAUGCAAUACGAUACAUACAAAACGAGCCUCGAACUUCUCGCGACCAGCGUCACUGUAUCAGCAUACGAGAUGCUUGAUGGCUCCAGACAAGACUGGGAGAGACAUUUAAAAGGAGUGUUCUGGAUCCAACGCUCACAAGUCAUACAUGGCGAUUCCAUGGGCUUGAAGCAAGCUGUUUGGUGGGCAUGGUUAUGUCAGGAUGUCUGGGCCGCCUUUCGCGAGAAGCGUCGUCCUUUCACAUUCUGGCGUCCACUGAAAGCAUUAGACGAUCUGGGCCCGUCUGAGUUGGCUGCGCGGUCAGUCUACUUCUUCGCUCAGGUGAUCGCAUUCUGCUCGCAUGAAGAGACCGAAGCGGGAAAAAAUGACCCUCACGCGAGAAUCGCGGCGGCCGACGCAUUAAGAGAAAUGCUGGAAAAUUGGAGGCGGCACCUGACGGCCGAGUUCCAACCACUCCCAUUCCCAAGUUCUCCUGAUGACAUCUUUGAGCCGAUCUGGAUCAAUCCUCCGGCGUUUGCGGUAGCUUUCCAGAUCUACUACUGUUCCCAUAUCCUGCUUCUUAUGAACGUGCCUGUUCUGGGCGGCCUUGAGCAGUACACCCAGCAGCGGAAGCGUCUGAUGGAAUGCGUCAAAAAGGUUUGCGGUAUCGGCAUGACACUGUCAGACUAUCCGUCAAGCGUUUUGUGCUCUCAGUGUCUAUUUAUCGCCGGCAUACCGCUUGAGAAUAGCCGAGAACGGAAGUGCGUUCUCGAUCUGCUAGAGGCCUGUCACAAUCGAUCAGGCUGGCCUGUGAAGCCACUCGGCGAGGAGCUGAAGCUCUGAUGGGAAGCUUCCGACGCCUAAUAAUACCCAGAACCAACUUCCAUUCAUGACUGUCCAGCUGAUCCACAAAUCUCCAUCCACUCCUUUGUCUGCCGGAUGACAUUGCUUGUACCCUCCUCGAUAAGCGUAGUAUGCGGCAGCCGCGUGACCUGGGACCGGAGAUGGGUGUAAUAGUCGUCCAGAACAAGCCUGCUGACGUUUAUCUUUGUCGCCCCCGCAGCGAUGCACUGCUUCAUCAAAUCUGGUGGGAAUUCGUUGGUGCCGUGCAGAGCCACCCUGACUCUGCCGGCAAUCUGGGUGCGUAUCUUCUCGAAGCUGCAAAAGCAUUAUCAGUAUCCCUGUCGACGGGGCACUUUAUCAAGAAACAUUGCUGCACUCCGGGC